CCCCCCCCCCAAAAAAAAUAUUUUUCACAUGUCCCAUUCAAAUGUGGACUACCUGACUUGUAGAUGUCAGUGGAUGCUGUUGUUGUUGUUCUCGUUGUUUGUUUCUCCUACGUUUGUGUUUCUUGCCACCUGAGGCUUAGUUUGGUUUAUAGCAUCACCUCCUGUUCAGCUAAUCUAUGCUUCCCUCCCUCCCCUCAGCUCUAUCUUGUGUGGCUAGCGGUUACUACGGUGUGAGACAAGCAGCCUCCCCCGUUACCUCAAUGGAAGGGCCUUGUGAGGUUGCUUAUUUAUUGCAGUUAAGGUUCUCAGCAGUUUUAUAUAAAGACAUACAUUGCCAAGUCCAUGCAUUGUAUUUCAGUCAGAUGUUUGGCUUAAGUUAUUAUGCUGGUUUGAAAAUGGAUAAAUGUGGCUGAAUAAGGGUUCACCUAUUAGGCCUGUGGUCGUCAUAGAGAAAGGCUCUAAGGGGAGGGGGUAAGAGACCGGGUCUACAGCUCUGCAGCACGGGACCAAUGUAUUUGCACAGCCACUCUCAGUCCUAUCCAUACAUCUUUCCAUUAUUGCAAGGGACACAUUAUUCGCCCAUUACUAUGAAGAGAUCGCUGGAUCCAUCCGCCCUUAGCCUCUGACUGCAGCCGGUUCACAGGUGGUGCUCCUAUCCUAAGCACAUUGGCAUUACGAAGCAGAGAGGAGGUGCUGUUGAGUGCCAGUUUUCUGAGUUUAAACUUCAAUGGUCUGAAGUGGCAUUUGGGUAAUCUGUGCUUUGGGGAACUACAAAGCUGUUCAGAGCGUCUGUAGCCUCUGCUGUUUUUCCCCCUCACCUUUCCUUCUCCUCUCUUCAUUUGAUCCUGUCUUUCCAUCUUCCAAGAUAGUGUGCCCUUUCUUUCAUCCAUCUUCACUCUCAUGUCUCCUACAUCAGCCAUCACCGUUAUCCAAGGAGCUAACGUUGCCAGGCACAACCACCUUCCUCGUACACACACACUAGUGUGUGUGUGUGUGUGUGGUCAUCGCCACUGUGUAUUAGCAGCUGAGACCUGCCAGGUAGUAGUUGUUUUAUUUUUGGAACAUACUUAACCAGUCUGCGCCAGAAUGUGUCUGCUGAGAAACUCUUGGUUCUUGGCUGGUCAUUUUUGUCUUGGUGACAUAGUCCUGCCCAUACCUCUGCCAUCUCUCUCUUUUUUUGUUCUUUGGCUUUAGUUGAUCCUCUGGAUGUACACAGUCUCCCUGUCUUACCAUCUCUGCCCUUAUUAUGACCCACAUGUGUUGUUGCCUUCUUGUCCUCAUGUCUGUCUGUUAUUGCCUCUAUGUUAGCAAGUAACGCUAACUCUAACUCCAACACUGUGCCCUCAGAGAGGAAAGACUGUGAGCAUGUCUCUGGUCUUCAGUGCUGUAAAGGCAGGCAGGGUUCAGGUUUUAGCUAACCCUGGGUACACUGGUGUUGGUAGUACUGUCAAUAUGAGUUUUAAACAGCGCGGAGGCAAUUCCGCAGUAAUUUUACCCCCAUUCUCCGAAGACUGGUUUGGUUGCCUUUUAUUUUUGGUCUUUUUGGUUGUCUUGUUGAAUUUUGUUGUUGUUGUUUGUGUUUAUACCAUAUGUCUAAUGUUUUGCUUUCAUGGUUUUGUUGUUUUAUUUUAUUUCCUUUUAACACAUGUAGCACGUGUAACAUGUUUUUUCUUUUUUUUUUAAACUGCUGGAGCUAUGUUAGACCCAUCUGUCACAGGGUACAAAAUGAGCCCGAAGGAUGUUCUGCAGCAUUGACGACCCGGUUCAUGAGCAGUUGAAAAACAUGGGUCACUUUUAUCCCUUGAAUGGUUUUGUGUUGGUUUAUUUUUGCUGUUGCUCUGCUGUAUUUCCAUUUGUGUGAGAUGAACUACUGCUGAUUGACCUCUACAUGUGCACACUUAUCAUUGUUCAUCAACACUGGCUUGCAUUGUUUUCAAAAUCCAUAAUCUAGUCUGCCUUUCCUUGUGAGAAGUAUCAAUGUUUCUGGUAGUACCCAAUGCAGUGUUUUGUUCAUUUACUUCAUUCUUGGUUUGGGUGUUUUUCUGUUGUUUUCAGUGAUUUUCAAAUAUCUACAAUGAAAAUGCCCUCACUGUGGCUUGAGAGAUUGUGUAAGCACUAUGAUUUGGCUCAUUUGUGGUUAACUUCAAGGUGAAGUCAGAUCUCCCCACUCCUUAGCAACAGUGUUCAGUGUGCAUUGUGCUAUGGAAGGGAUCAUGUUCAGUCCACUGGGAAAUAUAGGAAAAUAAAUCCAGAUUGGACAAACAGCGCAGCAGAAGUUUCAAUUCAAUGGAUCAUUUCGCAACAUUCUGAGAAGCCAUAUAAUAAAACGUAUUUCUUUUGGUACACUUUUUCUGAAAACAUAUUUCUCCUGAAAUGGAAUAUUUACCCACACUGGCGGAGAUUACAGGUUAUAAUUAUCAAUCAACAGCUUAUCCACCUGAUCUGUCAUCGUACCCAUCUGAAUCCAAGACAGGUACAUGUACAUCUCACUUAGUGCUGGCACAACACACACACACACGCACACAGACACACACACACAGACAGACAGACAGAGGUGUAAACUAUGUGAGGUGUCCUAUCAUUAAACAUAAAUUAAUUAACAUUAUUAUCUUAGAGUAACCAAGUACAAUUCAAUACAAAUCUUUGCACAGCUGUUCUGGCCUUCUGAUGCUAGUGCGAUGCCCCAAAGCCAGUGUGCGUGUAUCUGAAUUACAAACUUCCAAUCCAUGAAAACAUCUUUACAAAGGCUGCGUAGUCUUUUUAAUGUGUUUUCAAUUAAAUGGAUCUCAUUAUACCCUGAAGGGAAAACAUCGAGGCCAUGCACGUUCCUUUGCCAUCACAGUACACAGUCCCAGAGCUGUCUUAUUUGGACAUUCUUUUAUAAACACCAUUUUGCAAAAUUACUUUUGAAGAUGAAGAUAGGAAGAUGAAAAGUGUGUGUGAGUGUCUGCGUGUGUGCGUGAGUGUGAAAGAGAGACUCCCCUGCCUUUUAUCUGCCAGUGUCCCUACUGGUCCUGACGGUAUGUUUCAGUUCUUUUCCAGGCUUUGUGUCUCCUUUGUUAUGCAGUCAUAUUACUCACUGAUCCUCUGGUUAUGUUUUUGAAAAUGUUGAUAACACUGUAACAGUAUUCGAUUGCUUUCCUGAAUGUUGCAAAUUAUGCACAUGCAAAGUAGUUUUUAUGUGUGUUAGUCGUUCCGUGUUCUGUAGGAACUUGUACUAGUUAUUCCUGCUGUACUCUGGGAUAAAUGGUACUGUCCUUUGAAUCUGGAACCAAUGGAUCCAUAUCCUGUGGAUCUGAAUGUACAGAUUUUGUAAAUAUCCUUCAUCUACAAGUCCUACUGUCUCCUAACCAGUUUUUUUGUGUGUAAAUGCUUAACAUUCUGGCUGUACUUUAAGGAAAGUUGACUAUGAUGAGAUGGAUACAGUAUGUUCUGGAUUUUAAAGAACAUUAAAAAAAGAAACAUUGUCUUGUGGUGUUACUUGAGCUGGUGUGUUUUUUCCCCUGGAGGUUUUGAAUUCAUAACAAUAGCAUUAAUGUUAAUGUUAAUGUUAAUGGAAAUAUGUGUAAGCAUAGGUUAUUUGCAAACUUUCUGUUGGCAUCUUUAUUCCUUCGAAUCAAUGCACAGCAGCACUUUUAUGAAUAUAGUCAGGAAGAUCAUAGUCCUAAACCUGGGUCCAACAAGUGCAGUAGGAACACAUGCCAAUGGUCAGUGGUCUUUAUGCUUUUACCCUUUGCCCUAUCUAUCUACAAACACGCAAAUCAAACAAAAAUAUGAAGGCUGUAGGCUAUUUUAGACCUGACAGCCAAGUCAAUAUCAACUAAUGGUAUCUAACAUGUACGUUUUUUUUUUACCUACACUGUAAAAAAGGAUUUGUUGACUCAACUUAACCUGGUCAAGUUAUCUAGUUGCUUUGACUGAGUUAAGUUAUGUCAACGUGUAGUGUCAGGUUUAUUACACUUAAUUAAAAUAGUGGAUACAACAUGCAGUUUGUUGAGUCAGCAUCCUGUGUCAAUUAAUUUCGACUACAAAAGGUUAGUUUAGAGAACUGAAAAAGACGUUAGUUGAGUUUUUUUUUUAUCAAGUUAGUACAAGUGUGAAUCGAGUUGGCGCAACAUUAAAGACUUUUCAACAUGAAAUACUUUCCAGUAGCUUUUAUUACCAAGUUACUUAAGUUUACAGAAGUUGGUAGCUUUCCAAAACAAGGACAAGUAAAGUAAUACCUAAAAAGCUACUCUAAAUUUACAUGAUAAUUAGCUGAGUCAAACCUAAACAUUAACAUAUCAAAAAUGGCUGAAGAUACUUCCCCCCCCCCAGCAUUUUUACAGCCUAGUUAUUGAUAUUUCCAAUGAUUUCUUGGUUAGAUUGUAUUUUGCCAUUUACCCCAUGUGGCAGUGUUUACUACUUGAGACUAAACAAACCUUGUGUCAGUCAGCAAAACCACUUUUAAAUGUAUUUCUUAUUUUUAACUGACAACAGUGUAAUGUAGUGAUUGAAGCCAUGGGAAAAGACAAUAUUAGUAACCGAGCGAGCGAUGGAUUGAUGUGAUGAACUGGUUUGGUUUGCGGACGGUAUUCAAGUGCGAUGUUGUUGUUCUUUGGGCGGUGAAGAGGUGAGCAUGGGAUAGGGGCGUUUGAGGAGUUUUUCAAGCCACCAGUGCUUGCAACAAAAGCAUCACUUCCGCUUAAACUUUCUACAAAAAUACUUGCUUAUUGUAGAGCGGCAGCUAUAGAAGUGAUGGAUCCUCUGGAUUUAUGACCAUGUCGAGCUACGGAGGGCUUUCCCAGGACCUCAACAGGAGGCAUUGUCAUUCCCCCCAUUUCACCCCCAUUGGAAACUAGCAUUAGGCUACCUGUACCUUUGUAAAGGUGUGGAGGAUGGGAUGCAGUAGCUCAUUCUCUCUCCAUAGAUCUCUCCCUCAUCAGAGUCCUCCCUGAAAGUCAUUUAGUGAAAUAGAGGAAGUGAAUGGAGAGUGAACAAGCAAGUGUGAGGGUAAAAUGAAGUGAUGGAAGAACUGGGAUCAUCGUAUCAGCAUGCUUACCUGUCUAAGACAGAGGGAAACAGUGCCUCUCAAACCGACAGUCUGUUUAUCAUGAAGAGUUUGUAUGCAUGAGAAAAGAAGAGCAGACACACAACAGAGAGAGAGAGAGAGAGAGAGAGAGAGAGAGAGAAAGAGAGGGGGAGAGAGAGAGAAACCCAGAGCUGUGGGGCCGAGGAUCGGGUGGCCACUGCCUGGAUUGUUGAGGGGAUUAGAGCUAAUAGGACAGGGGGGGGGGGGGGGGGGGGGGGGCAUGGCUGGGGCCGUCAAGCACCCCGCUGCAAUGGCUCCUGAUGGGGGGUGGGGCUGGAUGAUCGUAGCCAGCUGUUUCCUCACUACCAUCUGUACUCGUGCUGUAACCAGGUGUGUCUCCAUUUUUUUUGUGGAGUUCCAGUUCCAGUUCUCCAGAGAUUACUCCGGGACUGCUUGGAUCCACUCUACAGUCGACUGCAUGACCAUGUUAUGUGCUCCGUUGGGUAGUUUUAUUGGGAACCGUCUGUCUCACAGAGCGGCCGUGAUGAUGGGAGGCAUCCUGUCCUCCGCUGGCCUUGUGUUGAGCUCCUUUGCCACCAGUCUAGAGUUCCUCUAUCUAAGUCUGGGCAUCCUCACAGGCAUGGGAUUUGCUCUUAGUUACACCCCUGCAGUGGCCAUGGUAGGCAUGUACUUCAGUAGGAGGAAAGCUCUGGCGUAUGGACUCGCCAUGUCUGGCAGCGGCAUUGGCACGUUUGUGCUGGCCCCAGUCGUACAGCUGCUGAUAGAGUACUACUCGUGGAGGGGGGCGCUUCUCAUACUGGGUGGACUGGUCUCUCACCUGUGCGUCUGUGCUGCCCUGCUGAAACCACUUGAGGAGCAGAAGGGAUACGUUGUGAAUUUACCUGAUGAUGCUAAGCUAUGUGACUCAAAGUUACAGGGCACUAAGCUAGUGGAAGCCAAACUGCUGGAGAUGAACUGGGUCUCGCCCAGAACUGGAUCCGACAGGAGCUGUCCCUGCCUGCCCCCCAUGGAAGAGUAUGGCUUUCUGCUAAUGCCGGACUUCCUGUUGCUGUCUGUGUCUUUCCUGUUCUUGGCAUACGGCUGCAGUGUGCCCUUUGUGUACCUGGUUCCUUAUGCACUCAGUGUUGGGGUGAGCCACCAGCAGGCGGCGCUGUUGAUCUCCAUCCUGGGCGUCAUCGGCAUUGUUGGAAACAUCACCUUUGGCUGGAUGACUGACUUGAGUUGUCUCAGGCCGUACCGGAUGGUGAGCUACAUGCUGGCGGUGGGACUGGAGGGGUUCAGCUGUUUCCUGGUGCCGCUUCUGCAGAGCUUCCCACUGCUGGUGCCCUUCGCUCUACUCUACGGCUACUUCGACGGCGCCUAUGUCGCUCUCAUUCCCGUGUUGACGUCUGACUUUGUGGGGCCCGCCUACCUUUCCUCAGCCUUGGGUGUGGUCUACUUCCUGCAUGCUAUUCCAUACCUCAUCAGUCCACCAAUCGGAGGUUGGUUAGUGGACCAAACGGGUUCUUACAUGGCCACAUUCGUGCUGAGCGGGUUCUCCGUCUUGUCCAGCUCUGUGGUUCUGGGUUCGAUUUGUCUGCUCCAGCACUGUUGCCGGGGCCGCUCUGGCGUUGGUGGAGCAGAAUCUGGCCACACCCUAGAGCCGGCCCUACGUCAGGAUCCAAACACUCCUGCCUCCACCAUCUGAAUGCAUCCGAAGCCCUUUUUUUAUUGUGUACAAUGGCCAUACUUACGUGAAAUAUGACCUUUGAUCUCUCUAGAGCCGGUUUGCUUUCAGCCAAAAUUCAGAGCAUUUCUGAAAAGGGAUUUUAAAGCAUUUCAUGUCAUAGCACUGGCCUUGAAUUCCAUGAAGAGACCUUAAAGUGCUGGUGCCAUUUCUAGUUUCCUAGACUGGAUACAUUCAAAUGUACAUUCUGUCUAUACAUUUCUCCAGAGGGGACAGACUUUGCUUCCUGCCACGUAUCUCUGAGAAAGAUACAGAACCCAGUUAGGCAGUGAUGUUUUGUACGAUUACAGUACCAGAGCCUGUAAUGCCAAACCUGUCUGAUGAAGUGAGAAGAACAACAUACCAAAUGUUAUUAUACGGCUCUUCAGAAUGUUACAAAAGGUUCUGUUGACUUGAAUGUGCCACCAGAAAGUUUGCAGGUCUGUUAUUAGGUCUGCGCGUCGGGGUCCUGUUCGUCCCGUCGGGAUUUAUUUUUCUAUAAUGACCGCCGGACUAUACAGUACAUUAUCCCUUACAUAUGUCGUAUGACAUUAGGCUGGCUCUUCUAAGCAGUAUGUCAUGCAAAAGUGUCCCUUUUUCUAGGGACGUUUAGUGUAUGUAAACAUCAGUCAAUAUCCUUUUUCUUUAUGAUUAUUAUCCAUAAGUAUCUAUAAUAGAUACUGUAUCUAAUGUGAACAAAAACAGUGCCUGUUCCUCAGGGUGAUGUUUUUUUUUCAUAUUAUUUGUAAUGUUGUAAUGUUUAUGAUUGUAACAUUCCACAGAUGGAGGUAUUAAUAAUUCAAGCAGUCAAAACAGAGGGAAGGGAAUGGCCCCUUUUUAAUGUAACUGUAAAUUCUUCAAGGACAUCACUAAUGGUGAAGCAGCAGUCGUGUCCAAAUCAGCAGAUUAAAUAAUUUGUUUAAUUUGAUUGUGUUGUGAUGUGAAAUAGAGUGUUUAUACAUUCCCCUACUUUAGUUUUUUCAAUCUGUUUUACAUUUGUUGUUGUUUACAUUACUUCCUGGUCUGGUUCAAGUCCAGCUAAAGUUAGACUAUAGCUAGAUAGCUUAAUAUUUUUUUAGAUGCCGCAGGGCAACUGGUAAGGGUUAUGUUUUCUUACUGAAAUGUAUCUGAUUCUGACCCCCCCCCCCCCAUUGAAUUCAGUCCUUUUGAUGUGUCUAGGACAAUAUGAUCAAGUUUGGUUUUGUAGGCUUAGACAUAGGAUAAAUGCAUUUUAGAGAUUUCCUUUUAAAGUUGUUCUUUAAUUUCUCCUUUUCUCCCCUUGUGUUACCUCUGUGACAUGAAAAACUAAAUCUAAUCACAUAUGCUUGAAUUUGCACACCAUAAGCUCAACCAUGCCUAAUACAUAGAAUUAGAUUUUAUUCAAACUCAUCUGAAAACAGGGAAAAAAUAUAUUAUGAAUGUCUCCUGCAUGUCAGGAUUUCCUUAUACAUUAAAAUUUCAACGAACAGUUAAUGUAAUGUAAACAGUGUAAUGUACAAUGUAAUGUAAACAAUACAUCUCUUUGUGUUCUGGUCAA
Clupea harengus (Atlantic herring) is the source of this 8274-nucleotide messenger RNA. RefSeq names its product monocarboxylate transporter 12-B-like (gene slc16a12a). The record is from RefSeq and is a predicted model, not a curated record. Gene Ontology annotation, molecular function: transmembrane transporter activity. The transcript is spliced from 9 exons. Gene Ontology annotation, biological process: creatine transmembrane transport. The coding region runs from base 5106 to 6719 and encodes 537 amino acids. Lineage: Eukaryota; Metazoa; Chordata; Actinopteri; Clupeiformes; Clupeidae.